CUAAUUGUUACAUUGAUCAAUCCAAGUUGUUAAAAUUAUUAUAUGAUGAUAAAAUUGAAUAAAAUAAGAAAUGACAAACAUUGAAGUAAAUCAUAUCAUUGUGGUUGUUUGUAGAGUACAUUUCGUAUAUGAUUUUUUGUUGUUUAUGUUGUUGUGAAAAGAUGAAUUCGUUUUUGUACCAAGUAAUAACAUUAUUGUUGGUUAUUAUAGAGACUAUCAAUGGUGAUCGAGUAGAAAUACUUGUUCCAAAAGGAUCGAUUGCUGGUGAAAAGUAUUCGUUGAAUGAUGGCCAUUCUGUGACUAGAUUUCUUGGCAUCCCAUAUGCAAAACCACCGUUGGGAAAACUUCGUUAUCGACGACCAGUUCUUAUUGAAAAAUGGAAUCAAACUAUUGAAGCAUUACACUGGCCAAAUAGUUGUUAUCAGAAGCCAGAGUUUCUACAUCGAUAUAAUAAUAAAAAUUUUGUUGAAGAUUGUUUAUAUCUGAAUAUUUGGUCACCGGAUGUCAAUGUCAAUGAACAAAAUCUGAAGCCAGUUUUGAUAUGGAUACAUGGUGGUGCUUUUACUAAAGGUGGAACAAGUGAUAGUUUAUUUGAUUUAGAAAGAUUAGCAGUAAUGGCCGAUGCGAUUAUGGUCAGCAUUAAUUAUCGUCUAUCUGGUCUUGGAUUUUUCUAUUCCGAUCAAGUUGAUGAAAUCAAAGGCAAUCAAGGUCUUUGGGAUCAAGUUAUGGCAUUAAAAUGGGUGAAUGAGAAUAUACGUUAUUUUGGUGGCAAUCCAAAUGCCAUCACAUUGAUGGGCAAUAGUGCUGGAUCUUGGGCUGUCAGUUUACAUAUUCUUUCACCUGUUUCUAGAAAUUUGUUCAAUAACGCCAUGAUGUUGUCUGGAGCAGCAAAUUAUUAUGCUGUGAGAAAAGCUGAAGAUAUAGUUCCAAAAACUUUAAAUGUAAUCCGUUCGAUUGGUUGCGCCACCGAAGACGAUACUGUUAUCAAUGAAUCGAUUGUAGAAUGUAUGGAACAAGCAGAUGUUGAAAAAGUAGAAAACCUAUCAAGUAUAAGAUCAUUAGUUGUGGUAGAUAAUGAAUUUCUUCCAGACGAUCCAAUCAGUAUGAUUAAAUCGGGAAAUCAUAAAAAAAAUUUCAAUCUUUUAGUCAGUACGGUCGAAGAUGAAGGUUCAUUCAUAUUUGCACGAACAAACGACAGUUUUGGAAAAGAAGAAUUGUCAUUGAAUGAUGCAAAAUCAAUUUUGAUCAAAAAUAUUGAAUUCGUCAAUCAAGAUGAUAAAUCAUACGAUACGGACGCAAUGUUGAAAACCUAUUUUGGACGAUUCAAUGAAUUUUAUGAUGAUACAGAUUUAUUUAAAAAACAAGUCGGUAUUGCUUUUGGUGAUCUGAUUAUCGCAUGUCCAACAUUGAAUUUUGCUAAACAAUUGUACAAAUCGGAUCCAUCCACAAUAAAUGUUUAUCAAUGGUUUUAUAAAGCUAAAUUAGGUCGGGUAAAAGAUUUAUGUUCCAAAUGGGGUGGUACAUGUCAUACUGAUGAAUUAUAUCCGAUGUUCGGAAAACCAUUUGAACAACGACAAUAUUUUCAUAAUCGAGAACGUGAAAUUUCUGCAGAAAUUAUAGAUUUUAUCAAAUCUUUCAUAAGAACAGGGAAACCGGGGCAAUCGCAUAUGGAAUGGCAAAAAUAUUUUAUGACAAAUACAGGCAUCAAUGAUGAUAUCAAGAUGGUCAUUACACCAUAUUAUGAAAUUGCCAACAAUUAUCGGACAUAUGAAAGUUUUAAAUUUAAUCUUAAACAGACCGAAUGUGAAAUUGUAUGGAAUGCAUUGUACCAAUGAUGAUCAAAUGAUGUGCAUGAAUAAAUUUUUUUUUUGAAAUAUUCUAU
This is a messenger RNA of Dermatophagoides farinae (American house dust mite), 1882 nucleotides long. RefSeq names its product cholinesterase. Gene Ontology annotation, cellular component: plasma membrane. Gene Ontology annotation, biological process: acetylcholine catabolic process; choline metabolic process. The record is from RefSeq and is a predicted model, not a curated record. Lineage: Eukaryota; Metazoa; Arthropoda; Arachnida; Sarcoptiformes; Pyroglyphidae. Gene Ontology annotation, molecular function: acetylcholinesterase activity.